Messenger RNA from Larimichthys crocea (large yellow croaker), 5392 nucleotides. Its product is annotated as vesicular glutamate transporter 1. Gene Ontology annotation, molecular function: L-glutamate transmembrane transporter activity; neurotransmitter transmembrane transporter activity. Gene Ontology annotation, biological process: transmembrane transport; regulation of synapse structure or activity; neurotransmitter loading into synaptic vesicle. Gene Ontology annotation, cellular component: synaptic vesicle membrane; excitatory synapse. Lineage: Eukaryota; Metazoa; Chordata; Actinopteri; Sciaenidae. The transcript has 13 exons. The coding region runs from base 685 to 2433 and encodes 582 amino acids. The record is from RefSeq and is a predicted model, not a curated record.
UGUUGUGGAUCUAAAAGAAAAUAAAAUACUCUGUAAUCUAACCCAAGGAUCACUACAGCGUCCCGGGAGCAGCCUGCCCCUCCCGUGUUACAGAUGCCUGGGAACUCUGUUAAUAUGCCUCCAUCGGACAGUGUUUACUCUGACUGCCUCCAUUCAAGGCUUGCGUGGUCCAAGAAUAGCCGCUGUUUGAAAAGACAGUACUUAAAACGCCGGGCUGCGGGGAAGGAAGUGACAUGCUUCCUUCCACUCACUACACACACUUGGAGAGAUUAGCGCGCAGGCAGCGGUAAUCUGGUUUCAGCACCACGGCCAGAGACACCGUUUGGCCAGGAAUCCUGAUCAAAGUUACCUCCACCGGGAUGUGAGACCUUCAGAGAGUGUCAAGAAGUUCAUUUGGACCUUAAGGACUAUGGCAAAGUGGGACUGACAAUGUUUAUACGCUUGGUUUUAUAUAAAGGAAGCUGAAGAUAAUUAAAUCUCUGGACAAUCCGUGGCGCUGGCUACAGAUUCCUCUGCAUAGGAACCUGUGGGUUAAGGAGUCUGGUGACCAAGUAACAUUUAGUUGUGUUUUUAUUAUAUAUGUUUGAGUGAGAAACACGGGGCGGAGGGAGUAGAGGAGAAGGCUGUGCGCUCGAUCGGGAGCGCGCAAAGACUGCACAUUGGUCGGAUCCUGGAGUCGUGAGGAUGGAGAUCCGGCCGGACAGGUUUAAGGUCGUGGCAGCCAAGACUCUCGGGAAAAUAUACGGAGCUCUUGAGAAGAAGCAGGAAAAUGGCGAGACCAUUGAGCUGUCGGCGGAGGGCCGGCCAGAGCUGGUGUCGGAGAAGGAGGAGCCUGUGGUGGACUGCACAUGCUUCGGCCUGCCCAGGCGCUACAUCAUAGCCAUCCUCUCUGGCAUUGGCUUCUGUAUUUCCUUUGGUAUCAGAUGCAACUUGGGCGUAGCCAUCGUAAGCAUGGUCAACAGCCACACCAUCUUCAGAGACAACAAGCAGGUCGUAGUGAAAGCUCAGUUUGACUGGGAUCCAGAAACAGUGGGAAUGAUCCAUGGCUCCUUCUUCUGGGGAUACAUAGUAACCCAAAUCCCAGGAGGGUUCAUCUGUCAAAAGUUUGCAGCAAACAGAGUGUUUGGUUUUGCCAUAGUGGCCACAUCUUGCCUGAAUAUGCUCAUCCCGACAGCAGCACGGAUUCAUUUUGGCUGUGUUAUCAUCGUCAGGGUGUUUCAAGGACUUGUGGAGGGGGUUUCAUAUCCAGCCUGUCAUGGUAUUUGGGCAAAAUGGGCACCACCUCUUGAAAGAAGUCGCCUGGCCACGACAGCGUUUUGCGGUUCUUAUGCUGGUGCUGUGAUUGCCAUGCCAUUAGCUGGAGUCUUGGUCCAGUACACAGGAUGGUCAUCAGUCUUCUAUGUCUACGGAAGUUUUGGGGUCAUGUGGUAUUGCUUCUGGUUCCUCGUGUCUUAUGAAAGUCCAGCAGCCCAUCCCACCAUCUCUGAGGAGGAGAGAAAAUAUAUUGAGGAAAGCAUUGGCGAAUCGGCCCAGCAUACAGUAACGAAAUUCAACACACCGUGGAGGGCCUUCUUUACAUCCAUGCCAGUAUACGCCAUCAUUGUGGCUAAUUUCUGCAGAAGCUGGACUUUCUAUUUGCUUCUCAUCAGCCAGCCUGCGUACUUUGAGGAGGUGUUUGGGUUUGAGAUUAGCAAGGUGGGCAUAGUUUCUGCACUUCCCCACCUCGUCAUGACCAUCAUCGUGCCCAUUGGGGGCCAGAUUGCUGACUAUCUGCGCUGCAACCAAAUCAUGACCACCACUAACGUCCGAAAACUUAUGAACUGUGGAGGGUUUGGGAUGGAGGCAACCCUGCUGCUGGUGGUGGGUUUCUCUCAUACAAAAGGUGUUGCCAUUACGUUCUUGGUCCUGGCUGUGGGUUUCUCUGGAUUUGCCAUUUCAGGUUUCAAUGUCAACCAUCUGGACAUUGCACCCCGCUAUGCUAGUAUCCUCAUGGGUAUCUCCAAUGGUGUGGGCACUUUGUCUGGUAUGGUUUGCCCACUUAUAGUUGGUGCCAUGACAAAGCACAAGACUCGGGAGGAGUGGCAGGGUGUGUUUCUUAUCGCCUCGCUUGUCCAUUAUGCAGGUGUUAUAUUCUAUGGUAUCUUUGCAUCAGGAGAGAAGCAACCUUGGGCAGAGCCGGAGCAGCUGAGUGAUGAAAAAUGUGGUAUCCUAGACGAGGAUGAGCUUGCAAACGAGACAGAGGAGCUGUAUCGCACAAGUGGCGGAGCAGGCUACGGAGCCAUGAACCAGGGAGCGGAUCCCAACGGAGGUGGAGGCAUGGGAGGAGGAGGAGGAGGCUGGGUCACAGACUGGGACAAAACUGAGGAGUACGUCCAACCAGCUGGAACCAAUAAUUACCUUUAUGGAGGAGGGGGGGAUCGCGAGUUAACAUAAAACCAGCAGCAUCCUCUGCACGUAGCCUUUAGCGAGGCAAAAGUGUGGAGUUUCACCUGAGGGGAUGAAGAACUUUGAAAGUGUGGAGGGGACCAUUUUCAGCAAGUCUGACUGUAUUAUCAAAACUGAACUGAAUUAAAAGAGACUCCACAGCGAAGACGAAGACAUUAGUAAAUGUAAUAUGUGUGUUUGUGUGUGAUUGCAAUUGUGUACCUUGUGUGACAGACAAUCUAAUGUUUUAGGACUCAUGAGCCUCCCUGCAAUCUCUCUUGGAGGAGGGAUGUGGUUUAGGCCCAGUGUGGCUUUCUUUGAUGUUGAUUAUUCAUUGUAAUAAUUGUAGGAAUUUCUAUAUUACCUGACAGGAUUUGGAUUUAAUUUGUAUGCCUCUCACUUACAUUUGAAUGAUUCAAGAUUACUUCUCUAUGUGCACAUUGGUCACACGCACACUUUAUUGGAUUAACUGCUUUUUAAAAAGUUUCAGAAACGGUUGAAAUAGUUGCACCUCCACUGAAGAUAAAACAGGAAAUCACUAGUUUUCACACGUUAUGUAAGAUUUUUCCUAAAAAAUAAUGUUAACUUUUGUCCUUAAUGUGCACACACCUAAGCAAAAGCAUGUUACUUGUGCCAAUACAACGAAAUAUUUUGCUCUGUAGUAUUGGUUUACUCAUCAACUGAGAAAGUAAUUGAACUCCUGCAAGUAUUACUGUACACGGCUUUCUGUGAAGUCUAAAUAGCAUUUUUUAGAUGCAGCAAUUUGAUUUCCUCAUGCAAAAAUGUUUUAUGUACUAGGCCUCGAACCUAUCUGCCUGCUGACGAACUGGGGAAUAAAAAAAUGCCUCGUAUAGGACAAGAAGGAAUGUUAUUAUCCAGGGUUAUAAAAUGAGUUUCUUAGUUUAGAGACACUUUUUUUCUAUCCCGUCUCUUCUUCAAAUCUUAAUUUGGUUCAAUAAGCUCUCCAUGUAGCCUAAUAUAUGCUUCAUUAAUGUCGUUCUAUCAUGUCACUGUUGUGUUCAGGCAAAGAGGUCCAACACAUGUCAGUCUCUGCUCUCUAUCACAGUGGCAAAGCAAACAAAAACAAAAAAAAAAACACUGAGACAAAGCUGUUAUGCGGUGCCAGUUAUGUUAUAUGUCAAAAUGAAAAAAAUUUAGACCCAUAGAGCCAUCAUGUAGAUCUCAGUCGAGCUCAUUUGAAGGUGCUCCUUCAUUGCCCUACGCUUUACUUUAUAGCGCAGCAAGCUGAAGAUAUGUUGAGUGAUAAUGGACAACAAAACAAUGACAUUUCACUGUACAUGAGCAGUUGGUUUUAUUUUUGUUAGUAGACAUUGUAAUGUAUCUAGUUAGCCGCAAAAUGAAGGUUUAAGAAUAAAAAAGUAUCCCUGUGUUAGACUAUGAAAUGGUAUCACUUCGGCUGAUACUGUUUCGAGUUCACUGAUAGAAUAGAUAUUGAAUGUUAGGGUUUUUACGGUCAUUUUUCAUUCAUUUCUUGUGUUAUGUUUUGUUCUGGAUUUUAAACUAAAACUGUAUGUAAAACCAUGUACAUGUGGAAAAUAUUGUAUAAUAAAACCUAGAUAAUUCUACAAACCUACAUAAUUCAUGUACAAUAGAUAUUCUUAGCAGUUAAUGCUUACACAUUACUCCAAUUUUUACGUUUUAAAGUUUGGUGGUGCAUAAGCUAUGUGCUUUUACCUUUUUAGUACGGCACCUGUUUUGUUUUGUUUAAGCCAACUUUCUCCCCCUCCAUGCCGUGUUCAAACAGCAAUAAUGUAGAUCUUUGGAUACAGUGGUUUCAUGUUACCCAUAAUGCCGGACUCCUCUCUAGACAGAGUAUCGAUCGCUGAGCUAAACAUAAGAGCAUGGAAAUGAAGACGAAAAAUAGAUUUUCAUGGCACCAGAGCAAGGGACUCAAAACAGUGAGGGCUCCAAUGUCCUACUCUAGUCUCUAAAAUCACAGGGAUUAUCCAGCAUCUACCUGCCAGCAAGAGCAAUAGUGAUUACUGGAUGUUACACCAGUUCUGUGAGCAGCUUUCUAACAUAAUUCACUAUAAAUUAACCCCAUCAAGGCUCCACCUCAACACCCAGAGGCAGAUUUGCACUCAUAGACCAAUCAGGAGGUAGCAGGAAGAUGAUUAAACCAUGGGCCCGGGUAUGAUUGUAGUUAGGGAGCUACACACUUACAUGCACGAUAACUGGAGUUACAUUUAAAUAACUACCAUUUCCAUUUUGUUUGCGCUACGGCCUCCAACAGAUCUGCUUUUGCCUGUCGGCUGUGUCCUGAAGCUGUGGUGCAACUCUAGGGCUGAAGGAGAGGAAAAGUGUAAGGCAUACUGGAGGACCACACUGUGUGGGCGAACACAGCCACCCCCAGGGGCCCUGACUGGGUAAACCAAUAUGGAAGACCAUUAGAGGGUGUAGCAUAUAUGAAAUAGAACAAGUGAGAGGGGGAAGGGAAAAGUUAUUAACCGCCGACGUCUGAUAAUACAGCAGUACAACAUUCCUUGCAAUAUCAAGUAGCUGCAUCGUGUUGCAAGAUGUGCAGAGGGCACAGGACAAGGACACAGCAAGACAGGGACAGAAGAGCAGCAAGAACAGGAAGAGAGCUGAAGUGGGAACAAACUGUCAACAUUAGCUUUCUAUAAGAAAUUUAAUAUUUAGUUGUCAGUAUCAACCACUGCUCGAAUGAUUGUUCUUCUGUGGCUACACAUAAACUUUUUAUGCUGCGUUAAACAUUUAUUUUCUGGAAAUUUCACUAUACAGCCUAAUAUACAGUACUUUACAAUUACAAAGUUUUAGCUCCCUAAAAUAGUCUACAUAAAGUGCUGUCUCGGGGAUGUUGCUAUUGAAAAUACAAAAAAAAAAAAAUUAAACCACAAAAUUAUACAGUAAAGAUACUGAAUAUUACCAAUAAUUAUCUUCUUUCAGUAAGCUAAGUCUGUAAACUGAUAAUACUGCUACUGGUCUU